GGCCGGUAAACAAAUGGUGGGCCUUUCCGAGGAGAUUGAGGUUCCCGCUAGGGUUUUCAUUGGGCUUUUGUAUGGGCCAAAGGCUAGCUAAAGAUAGGACUGUUGGAAUGUUCAAGCCCGUUAAUGGCUUGACACAAAAAUUUAUGGGUUGUUUGUUUGGUGAAUUUGAAAAACGAAGGUUUGGUUUUGGGUUCAUUAUGAAUUUAAAAAAUAUCAUUGUUUGUUUCGUAGAUUUCAUGAUGAAAUUGGUUAAUUAGAUUUGUAUGCAUUAAGUGAAAUUUACCUUUGUUGUCCUCAUUGGUAUGAGAAGAGAAAUAAAAUAUGAGGGGUAGUUUGAUCUUAAAUGAUGGACUUCAAAGUCCAUGAUCAAUUCCCACCUAAAGAAGUAGAACUUCCAAAUCCGUGGGGGCCACGUAUGUUGACUCUUAAAAUUCGUGGGACCCACGAAUUUGGUGCCCCUAAAUACAUGAAACAAACAAUAGAUUUUGCACAAAGUCUAUGAUGGAUCCAAAUCCAUCACCAAAUCCAUUACUAAGGGGUCGUUUGCUUGUUGGAUUUGGGUCAUGGAUUUGGUACCCAAAUCCCAAGCUUGAUUGAUUUAACAUAAGUCCAUUGUUUGUUGAAGGGUGCUAAAUCCGUGGGGUCCACGAAUUUGGUCUUUAUUUUAGAACCAAAUCCGUGGACCCCACGGACUUGUAAAUCCCACAUAUUGAUUUGGGAUUUGCAAAUCCUUGAUGGUUAGUUAUUUAUUUAACAAAUUCAUCACAAAUCCAUCAUCAAAUCUAUCAUGGAAACAUUAGACUCUUCAAAUCCAUAAUCCAAUAAAUCCAACAUAAAUCCCAAGAUUUUUAUUGGGCAAAACCCUCAUUUUUCAAAUCCAACAAACAAACGACCCCUAAAUCCAUCAAGCAAACGAUCCCUAAAGUGAGUACUUUGCAUAUACCGUUUUGCUGCCUUACUGGUGCGUAGUUGAUUAUGAAAUAUUUUUUUCGUUUUUUUAUGUAAAUUUACUUUUGUUGUUGUUUAUGUACUACUUAAAAGGAACGUGGAAGAGAACAUACAUAACAUUGAAACUAUGGCCCCGUUUAGUAUCAUUUUGUUGCUGUUGUGGUUGCAGUGGUGUUUUGUAAACAGAUGUACAACCACAACAGGAAAAAAACAGAAAACACAAACCUGUUUAGUUGAUAAAUCUGAAAAAUCAUGAAAGCUGACAACAAGAAACAAAAACGCGUUUAGUUACUACUAUAAGAACUAAAAACCAGAAAAAGAAAUAUGUCCGCAAUCGAAAUUAGCAUAAUACAUUUAAUAAACCACAAAACAAAGACCAUAUCAAUCAAUCGAAAUUCACAAAGAACAUAGCAAUCAAUCCAAAUUCACAAAUAACUAGUCUAGCAAUCACUACAUACAUACCAUAAUUCAAGAACAUAUUAAGAAGCAACAAUAUUAACAUAAUACAUUUAAUAAAUGGUUUGUUUUACCUGCUGCGGGGAGAUGAUCGGUGGCCGGCGGAGGUGCGCGGCUGGUCGGCGCUGGGCUGGGCGGAGGCGCGUGGCUGGCGGCGCUGAGCUGGGAGGAGGCGCGCGGCUGGGCUGGGCGGAGGCGAGCGGCUGGCUGCGCGGGCCGGAGGCGGAGGCGCCGCUGGCCGGAGUCGGACGUUCUUGCGGAGAAGAAGAAGCUUGGGCGGCUGAUGAGUCUCGACAAAGAAGAUGGAAAAUGGUAAAAGGGCAGCUGAAGUAGGGUUUUGGGAGGGGGCGGAUAUGUUAAAAAAAAAAAAAAAAUUUUUUGCUUCUGUGGGGAUUCGAAAACUGGUCUCUUUUAAUGAAAUCAAGCGCACAACCAGUAGGAAUCUCGUGUGCAACAUGUUUAAGAAUCAGAUCCAAAGCUAUAAAUUGUUGUUUCUCAUAUUUGGGCCUUGUUGUGCAACUCUGAUUCACAACAAAAAAUAAAAACCCAACUAAACACGAUUUUUUUUC
Messenger RNA from Linum trigynum, 1973 nucleotides. The record is from the annotation of a GenBank genome assembly. Lineage: Eukaryota; Viridiplantae; Streptophyta; Magnoliopsida; Malpighiales; Linaceae.